Molecule: messenger RNA, 1821 nt
Organism: Drosophila kikkawai
Lineage: Eukaryota; Metazoa; Arthropoda; Insecta; Diptera; Drosophilidae
Gene: TkR86C
Product: Tachykinin-like receptor at 86C
Biological process (GO): G protein-coupled receptor signaling pathway
Cellular component (GO): plasma membrane
Molecular function (GO): tachykinin receptor activity
Source: RefSeq, a predicted model, not a curated record
AUGUCGGAAAUCGUGGACACCGAGCUGUUGGUCAACUGCACAAUACUUGCCGUCCGGCGAUUCGAGCUGAACAGCAUCGUGAACACCACGCUGCUGAACAGCCUCAACAGAACUGAGGUGGUCAGUCUUCUCUCCAGCAUCAUCGACAACCCCGAUAAUCUUGGUAGCAUCAAUGAGGCCAAAGACUUUCUCACCGAGUGCCUGUUCCCAUCACCGACACGACCGUACGAGUUGCCAUGGGAGCAGAAAACCAUUUGGGCCAUCAUUUUCGGCCUGAUGAUGUUUGUGGCCAUUGCCGGGAAUGGUAUUGUUCUCUGGAUUGUAACAGGACAUCGCAGCAUGAGAACGGUCACAAAUUACUUCCUGCUGAACCUGAGCAUUGCCGACCUGCUGAUGUCGUCGCUGAACUGCGUCUUCAACUUUAUAUUCAUGCUGAAUUCCGAUUGGCCAUUUGGCUCGAUUUAUUGCACCAUCAAUAAUUUCGUGGCCAACGUCACGGUCUCCACAUCGGUCUUCACCCUCGUGGCCAUCAGCUUCGAUAGAUACAUCGCCAUUGUGCAUCCGCUAAAGCGGCGAACGUCGCGUCGGAAGGUGCGCAUCAUCCUGGUCUUGAUCUGGGCACUCAGCUGCGUGCUCUCGGCGCCCUGCCUGCUCUACUCCAGCAUCAUGACCAAACAAUAUUACAAUGGAAAAUCGCGAACAGUUUGCUUUAUGAUGUGGCCGGAUGGAAGAUAUCCCACCUCGAUGGCGGAUUAUGUUUACAACCUGAUCAUCCUGGUGCUGACCUAUGGCAUUCCCAUGAUCGUAAUGCUCAUCUGCUAUUCCCUUAUGGGUCGAGUCCUGUGGGGCAGUCGCUCGAUUGGCGAGAACACGGACCGCCAGAUGGAAUCGAUGAAGUCCAAGCGAAAGGUGGUGCGCAUGUUCAUUGCCAUUGUGUCCAUCUUUGCCAUCUGCUGGCUGCCGUAUCACCUGUUCUUCAUCUACGCCUAUCACAACAACCAGGUGGCCUCCACGAAGUAUGUUCAGCACAUGUAUCUCGGUUUCUACUGGCUGGCCAUGUCCAAUGCCAUGGUUAAUCCCAUUAUUUACUAUUGGAUGAAUAAGAGAUUCCGGAUGUACUUCCAGCGCAUCAUCUGCUGCUGCUGUGUCGGCCUCACCCGCCAUCGCUUCGACUCGCCCAAGAGCCGGCUGACGAACAAGAACAGCUCGCACCGGCACACACGAGGUGGGUACACCGUCGCCCACUCGCUUCCCACCUCCUCACCCCCAGCCACCCAGACCAGCAAUCCCAAGACCAACCACCCAUCAUUCCUGACCAUCCAAGCCAUCCAAGCCUCCACCCAGUCGCACUUGUCUCACCCGAUCCCCACGCCACAUUCCGCAGCCGAGACCAAGAGUCAGUGGAAGCGCAGCACAAUGGAAACGCAGAUCCACCAGGUACCCACGACCAACUCGUGCCGGGAUCAGCGGCAGUUGACGCAGUCGCAAUCGCUGGGAGCGCACAGCGGAGGAGGCGUUGGCACGCCGCGUCCUGCGGUCGAGUGCAUCAUGGAGCGGCCUCUGGACGGGAACAGUUCGCCGCUCUGUCUAUCGAUAAACAACAGUGUGGGCGAGAGGCAACGCGUGAAAAUCAAAUACAUCUCCUGUGACGAGGACAAUAAUCCUGUCGAGCUGGAGCACAGUAGCGGUCCCAAGCAGCUGUGAUGUUGUCCCCAGCAGUGGUGUCGCGACUGCGACGGGAACGGUCGGUGAAUUUUCCAGGGUUUCGUUCCGUUCUGAUGGCGAAGCAAAUGCAAUUUGCCAUUGCUUACUCUUCUGUAC